Molecule: messenger RNA, 363 nt
Organism: Dovyalis caffra
Lineage: Eukaryota; Viridiplantae; Streptophyta; Magnoliopsida; Malpighiales; Salicaceae
Source: the annotation of a GenBank genome assembly
AUGUCCUUGUCUUCAGGGUUUGGUUCAUAUUUAUACGGUCCACAUGCGGAGGUUGAAAUUGUUAAUUACUUAUCCAUCUUCAACACGUUAUAUACUUCAAUGCUAGUUUGUAUUUUUGAUGAAAUGGACAUUGUGUUUGUCACGUACAAGGCAUUUUCCUGCGAAUGGGACUUGAUUUCUGGGAACUCAAAUCGAGUGACCUCUGAAAGUUCCUUGCAAGGUUCUAAUUUCCUCGGUUUGGACUUCCAUGGAUUGCAUGCUAAGGCCCCUCAUUGUAGAUUCGUAAUGAUGCCUUCACAGUACACACCUUCAGCGUUGGCGAGGAUAGAGUUGGGCUUGGAUCUUUAUGGUUGUGCUCUGUAG